GACCCGGCAGCCUUGGAGUCAGGGGGUCAAGUUUUGGAGAUGGCUCUCCCGACGCUUCCCUCCUUCUGGGGCAGCCGGACGCUGGUGGAGCAGCAGCUGGCCCGGCAGCGGGAGCACGCGGCGCGACGGCAGCACCAGUGGGACCAGAACAGCCACUACUUCCGCCUCUCCGACCUCCGCAGCUCAAAGCAGGCCGAGUGGAGCUCCCACGAGUCCUACCAGCGCAGCAUGCACGCCUACCAGCGUGAGAAGCUCCGGGAGGAACAGAGAGCCCGCUUGGAGGACCGGCGGCAGCGGCUGCAGCGGCUUCUACUGGAGGAGCACUGUCUGUUGAGCCAAGAGCUGCAGGAGCUGCGGCCCAGCACUGGCCUUGGCGCGAGCGGGAUCCGGGAGCGCCACAGCCAGCUCAGAGCGGCUCGAGAAGAGCAGCAGAAACAGGUCGCAGAACGGCUUCUGUAUGAGCACUGGAAAAGGAAUCACCCCGCACUUAGAGAGAUUGAGCUGGACCUUCACAAGCAGCACGUGGUGGACUCCUGGGGAGCCCAGAGAGAGGAGAAAAGACAGCAAGAAGCCGAGGAGGAAAAAGAGAAGAGACGGCAGGAAAACGCCUACGAAGCGGCCCGCAGGGAAGCGGUCCAGCGGCUGGAGGCUGCGGCCGAGGACCGGAGGCAGGAAGAGGAGCGCCAGGCUGAGGCCCUGCGGCUGCAGAUGGAGGAGCUGAAGCUCAAGGAGCUGGAGGCUUCCAAGCUGAAGGAGGAGCAGGACAAUCUGCUGAGGCAGCGCUGGGAGCUGGAGCGGCUGGAGGAGGAGAGGACGCAGAUGGCGGCCCGGAGACGCAAGGCUGAGCUGGGGCACUGCCUGAGGCAACAGUACAACGUACAGCUGAAUCGGCAAACCCAGCGGGUCCAGGAGGAGCUGGAGGCGGACAGGCGCAUCCUGCAGGCACUGCUGGAGAAGGAGGGCGAGCAGCGGCAGGCGAGCGCAGCCCGGCGGGGACAGGCUGCGGCCGACGCAGCCUGGAUGAAGCAGGUGAUCGAGGAGCAGCUACGGCUGGAGCGGGAGCGUGAGGAGGAGCUGCAGAUGCUGCUGAGGCGAGAGGCCAAGGAAAUGUGGGAGAAGAGAGAGGCGCAGUGGGCUCGAGAGCAGAGCGCCCGGGACCGCCUGAUGCGCGAGGUUCUGGCUGGCAGACAGCAGCAGAUCCAGGAGAAGAUGGAGCAGAACCGCCAGGCCCAGGAGGAGGCCCUGAGAGUCAGGGAGGAACUCAUCCGGGACCUGGAGGAGGCCCGGGAGGCGGUGCGGCGGGAGCGAGAGGAGAACUCGGGGCUCAAGGCAGCCCGGAAGCAGGAGCUGGAGGCCCAGGUUGCUGAGCAACAGCGUCAGGCAAGGGAGGCCGACCAGGAGGAGGCAGCUGUGGCAGCAGAGGCCAGGCAGGAGGAGCAGCUGUCGGACGCGCUGCUGCGGCAGGAGGCCAGGAGCAUGGCCACGCAGGGCUACCGGCCCCGGCCUUACGGACACCCCAAAAUUGCUUGGAACUGACUCUGUGGGAAUCAGAGCAAGUGACUCGGAGCCGCUGGUCCUGGCUGCCACUACCUCAUGGCGCCCC
This is a messenger RNA of Suncus etruscus (white-toothed pygmy shrew), 1603 nucleotides long. It is a transcript of the gene TCHP, whose product is annotated as trichoplein keratin filament binding. Gene Ontology annotation, biological process: apoptotic process. Lineage: Eukaryota; Metazoa; Chordata; Mammalia; Eulipotyphla; Soricidae. The transcript is spliced from 13 exons. The coding region runs from base 40 to 1536 and encodes 498 amino acids. The record is from RefSeq and is a predicted model, not a curated record. Gene Ontology annotation, cellular component: keratin filament.